Messenger RNA from Anastrepha ludens (Mexican fruit fly), 1374 nucleotides. Its product is annotated as girdin. Gene Ontology annotation, cellular component: axoneme; ciliary basal body. The coding region runs from base 1 to 1374 and encodes 457 amino acids. The record is from RefSeq and is a predicted model, not a curated record. The transcript is spliced from 2 exons. Gene Ontology annotation, biological process: cilium assembly. Lineage: Eukaryota; Metazoa; Arthropoda; Insecta; Diptera; Tephritidae.
AUGUCCAUAUAUAAGUCUGAGGAGGAAUCAUCUGUUUUGCGCAACAACAGCAUAUACGCACACGCGAAACUACCUUUUCAAUAUAAUGAAAGCGCUGGAGAUUUCGCUUUAGAAACAUUCAUCAACAAUCUGCAAUUGGACCUUUAUAGGUUAAUGAAUGAAGAGGCAAAGAACGAGUAUUUGGAAAAAUAUGAUGCUUUAGAUAUGUUCACGGCCGUUCAGGAAAUAAACCACGAGUUAGCUUCAGUUAAAUUAGAAAAUCACUUUCUUACGGAUUUUCUCGAGCGGAACGAUCCGAAAAUGUUGUUCGGUCUCAAACAAAGACGUACCACUGCAGAACAGCAAAGGCGUUUGACAACGGCUUCAAUCUCCGCCGCAAGUGCACAUUUAUCGAUCGCAACACCACGGCGCUCAGUCGGUUCCCGACCCUCUGAGAAUAUGUCCAUUUACAACACAAGUCAAUCAAAUUACACUGGUACUUCAAAGAAAGGUGGACUGCUAGAUAUGCACGGCGGACAAAUGGACUAUCGGCUAAAUUACAAAGCCAAAUGUGAUAUGGCGGAGAAGGCUACAACCGAAAUUGAGAAACGAGUCAAUGAGAUGGAGUCUAAAGCAAUGCAGGGAAUUAAAUUUCUGAAUGCUAGAAUCGAGGAGUUGCAAUUCCGAUACAAUGAAACCGAGGAAACAAUCAUGAAUUUUCAACUGCAUUUUCUAAACGAUAAACAAGAUCUUUUAUUUUUGGAGACCGCUGGUGAAAAACAGGUAGAACGAAAGUUUCGAAAGUUCGUUAACAAUUGGCUGAAAAACGCUCGUGCACUUCUCAGCACAAUGCGCCUGCGUAUCACAGCGCUAAACGAAAGUUGCCAACAGCUACGCAGUGAUCUCAUUACAAAGGCAGACCUUAGCGGCAUAUUGAGUGAAGUGGAUUUUGAACAAUUGAUAAUAAAGCGAAAUGAACUACUGAACUCACUUGACGAAAAAAACGCACAUAUGGCUGGACUGAAGAGCGUUACGGGUAAAGCAUCAUUGGCCAUGUCCGAAGAAAAGAAAAUCAUGAUGAAUCUUGAGGAAGAAUCAAAAUCAAUUGCGUACAAGACGAUUGAUAUAAUUAAAAACGUUUCGCAGCUUGAAAGGGAAACCAAAUGCGUUGAAGAGGAAAAUAAGAAGGAGUUGAAAGUGCUCCAAACACUAAAGGAACAAUUGGAACUCUACCAGGCACCUAGCGUAUAUCAGUAUGUUGAAAAGAAGGACGAAUUGCUGAUGCUGGAAAAGGAGGAAAAAAUGUUGCACCGAAAAAUUUACAUAUUAAAUGUAAAACUUAAUAAUGUUUCGAAUCGUUGUACAAAAAUGAAGGGACACAAUAUUGGUUUGUAG